Messenger RNA from Psammomys obesus (fat sand rat), 706 nucleotides. RefSeq names its product cerebellin 1 precursor (gene Cbln1). Gene Ontology annotation, cellular component: glutamatergic synapse; synaptic cleft. Lineage: Eukaryota; Metazoa; Chordata; Mammalia; Rodentia; Muridae. The transcript has 3 exons. The coding region runs from base 53 to 634 and encodes 193 amino acids. The record is from RefSeq and is a predicted model, not a curated record. Gene Ontology annotation, molecular function: protein binding.
GCUGGCGUUGGCAGCCCCCGGGGCGGGGGGCGGGGUGGGCGCCGGAGGCGCGAUGCUGGGCGUCGUGGAGCUGCUGCUGUUGGGGGCUGCGUGGCUGGCAGGCCCAGCCCGCGGGCAGAAUGAGACAGAGCCCAUCGUGCUGGAGGGCAAGUGCCUGGUGGUGUGUGACUCCAACCCCACGUCUGACCCUACGGGCACUGCUCUGGGCAUCUCUGUGCGGUCAGGCAGCGCCAAGGUGGCUUUCUCUGCCAUCAGGAGCACCAACCACGAGCCGUCCGAGAUGAGUAAUCGCACCAUGAUCAUCUACUUUGACCAGGUACUAGUGAACAUCGGGAACAACUUUGACUCCGAACGCAGCACUUUCAUCGCCCCGCGCAAAGGCAUCUACAGUUUUAACUUCCACGUGGUGAAAGUCUACAACAGACAGACCAUCCAGGUGAGCCUCAUGCUGAACGGGUGGCCGGUGAUUUCCGCCUUCGCCGGGGACCAGGACGUGACCCGCGAGGCCGCCAGCAACGGCGUGCUCAUCCAGAUGGAGAAGGGCGACCGAGCAUACCUCAAGCUGGAGCGGGGGAACUUGAUGGGGGGCUGGAAGUACUCGACCUUCUCCGGGUUCCUCGUGUUUCCCCUCUGACUGGCUCGCGUCGGGAGCGGAGGCAGGAGGAAGGCAGGAGGGGAGCGCGGAGGCCGGACAGCGCGGGGCCGA